Molecule: messenger RNA, 2238 nt
Organism: Symbiodinium natans
Lineage: Eukaryota; Dinophyceae; Suessiales; Symbiodiniaceae
Source: the annotation of a GenBank genome assembly
AUGCAGGAGUUUGGGCGCUUCGCAGAGGUGGCAUGCGGCUGCAAGUCGAUGGGACACAGACCUGAAGUUCGCCGAAGCGUCUUUCACGCCACCGAACGCAUUGACUGGAAGGAGUUUGUCGAGCAACGCUUGCGCAACGACUUGUCAGCGGUGGAGUCGAUCGCCAGGAUGGAGUGCCCAGUCACCUUGCCGGACAGGACACUUCUGGAUGCCCAAGUUCCAGAGUCCGCGCCGAAGAGGAUCGUUUUUGCUGGCAAGGUCCUGCGCCAACACCUGUCAAUGACGGAAACACAGACAUGCCGGGGAUGCAUCAAGCGCUCUCGCUGCAAAUUCUUCAAAAUGCCGCCGGAGGCAGGCAUGACCGUUGGCACCAAGCAUAUUGGACGCGUGCUGUUUGGCAUGUCACAGUAUGCUCGAGCGCAUGUUCAACACCCUGAACAUUAUCCCUGGUAUUUCACGGCGGACAACCUGGCAAGCGCGACAAUCCUCCUCAAUGCCCUGGAGGAGCACCUCGCCACGGCCGAGGGCCCUGGUCUGAAAUGGAACGAUGUGGAGCUCGCCGAUGAAGGCACUGCGCGCGAAGUUCUUAUCAAAGAAGCAAUGCGCAAGGAGGAGCGGAGGCGUGCCGCCGCGGAGGAGAGGUUCCUCUCAAUGCCGCAGUGGAUGCGGGAGACGCUCCAGCCCAUCCCAAGCCGGGGCAUGACUGCACGGCAGCGCGCGCUGCUGGCAGAAAGUGGAAUUGACGCGCCUUUGCGGCACUUUGCAGCACUUUCUGCAGGACACGCAGAGAAGGAGAAGAACUGCAAGAAACUUCAGAAACUGGGUUCCUUACCUGUCGGGGCCGCUAAGGGCGAUGCGAGUCUCGAAGAGCCAGUUGAGUUGGGUGCUGCCAGUGACGAGAAGGACUGGGUCGAGGAGGGGGCCGUACCAGGUCAGCCAACCGGGCCGAUGAUUAUGGACCCCUCUCCCUCUCCGACUCCGAUGCAGGUCCCUGCUUCCAACGAUGCGGAUCGGCCGCUGAUCGAUGUCGCAGAUGCGCAGGAGCUGCCUGUAGUGCGAAGAUUUAAGCACCUUCCCGGCCAGCCUUCCGAAGCGCCGGUGCGGCAGUUCAACUCGAUGACCGGUCUCGAGACAAGCGGGAUCUUCCGCCGCCUGGGUCAUCUUCAAGGCCACCGGAUAGACUUGGAUGAAGUGGAGCUGGAGCCACAGGAGCUGGGCCGUUGGGAGGAGAUCAAGCCCGGAGGCAGCAGCGGCAGCACACUUGAGGCAGUUGGGCUGAAGCUCAAGGGUGGCUACACAAUCUCGGAGUUGGUCGGAACAGGUUCUUUUGGGGAAGCGCAGCACUUGGUGUCUCUUUCACCGGCGGGCCUGGAAGGCGUCCACCACUACAAUGUCGACAUCGCUCCGAAGAUUGUCAGCCAAGAAGCGUUGGAAGAGGUCUGGAACGCAGGAGAAGCCCAGGGAGUCAAAGACGAACUCCCAUUUCUGCGGAGGUAUCCCUUCGACACACCUGCACCACACAGUUCUGCAGGCUCCGUCAUCCCUGAGCGACUGCCAGAAGAAAAGCUGCUCUCCCGACCUGAGCCUGAGCUGCCGCCUGCUGCUCUGCGAUCGAGCAGGCAAGGCGACGGCGAGGUUGCGCAGGCAGGCAAGGAGCCUGUGAUUGACUUGGAUGAGCCUCGAGAAGACGAUGAUAGCAUCUUCGACCUCGAUGCCCGCCUGGCAUCUGAUGCGAUGCGCUUACAGCGAACGGCCGCGAUGAAUACCGUCGAAGCCAGCCAUUCGCCGCGCCAGCAGCCUGAUUCCAUGGCUCCAGGAGAGAAUGAAGACAGACGCUUCCAAGCAUGGCAGCAUCGCUCGAAUACUCGAGGUGUUGGGGUGUUCGACCCCACUGUGGAUUUCAAGUACAUGAGUGACCCGAACAGACUGGAGCAAGUUGGCGAUUUGGAUGCUGAAACGAGUGGCAUCUAUUUUCGAAGCAGUCGGCCGCUGCCCCAAGACGAGGACUUCGUUUCCACCUUCCGACGACCCUUGGAUGUAGAGGAGGCGAGCGACGAGGCGGCACUGCCAUUGGGGCCCAAUGCGGCAACAGUGGACAUCCAGGCGCUCAAGGAAGCCACGAGUCCGAAGGAUGCGCCACCGGACCCUGAGGACUGGGGCUCCCAGGGUUCCCACUCCUACAAGUUGGAGUUGCGAAUGCAAUAUUUGCAUAUAUUUGCAUAUACCUGUGGUGUCUAA